GCAAUAAUGGAAGAGCAAAUCUACAAGGUCAAAUCUGAUGUGAGUGAGAUGGGUGGUAUACACUUUGUGAAGUACCAUUCCAAAAUAGGCAAACGGAGACAUGGACAAUUGUUUUGUUUGCUGUUACAUUGAGUUCGUCAACCAACUGUUUUAUGUAUAUGUUGCAAUUUUCUUCAAAUGGAGAAGAUCGAGUGGUAGUUGGGACCCUUGAUGUUAACCAAUGCAUAAGGCUUCUAGAUGAGAUAGUUGGAAAGAAACCACAGGAAUUGGAGAGACUAUUAGCUGUGAAGGAAGGUACUUUGCCUCAGCAACCAGCCUCAGAUGAUGAUAUUUCUAUAACACUUUUGGUGCGAAUGCUAGAUGGAAAGGCUAUAACCGGAUGAUUGUAUCAAGGAAUGAGGUUGCCAUUGAAAAUUUAUCUAGUACCUCGAAUAACGUAUUUGAUUUGGCGAAUUUGGUCUUUGAGGAUUCUGCAUUCUAACGAUGGUGAUGUGCUGAAACGACUCUUGCCAUUGAUCCGGACCCUUUCUUAUAUUAUACCACCAUUACUUUUCGUUUAUGGUGUGCUACUUUUCCUUUUGUAUUUUACCACUGUUAUUACUCAUUAUUAGCCAAUGGCAUUGUAGUUACUGUUAUAUUGAGUUCAGGUCAGCAGAUUGCACCUAAUCCUUGUGGGUUGUACCUCUAGCUACUUCUUUCCUUUUU
Morus notabilis is the source of this 705-nucleotide messenger RNA. RefSeq names its product plant UBX domain-containing protein 8. Lineage: Eukaryota; Viridiplantae; Streptophyta; Magnoliopsida; Rosales; Moraceae. The transcript has 4 exons. The record is from RefSeq and is a predicted model, not a curated record. The coding region runs from base 153 to 383 and encodes 76 amino acids.